AACAUCUUCACUCGAACCACCACCACACAGCCCCAGAGAAGAAAUCGCGUUUUUGCAUCUUGGUUUCCCUUCUUGCACGAAGUGUCUUUUUCAUUGUCGCCGUUUUGAGAUACCCAAUAUUCCCAUCUUUCAUUUCUUCCAAAGGCAUCAGCAACCAUGGUCUUCUAUUUCACUUCGACCGUCGUCAGUCCCCCGGCUUUCAUUUAUGUGGGGAAAGACAAGUUUGAGAACGAGGAGUUGAUCCAACACGGCUGGGAGGAGGAUGUAUGUGCUCAUAUCUACCUCCGUCUCCCAGAGGGUUGGACAUGGGAGAACAUUCCCGAGGAGCUCCUGACCGACCUUGGUCAGUUGACCAAGGCCAACUCCAUCGAGGGUAACAAGAAGGACAACAUCACAAUCAUCUAUACCCCAUGGGCCAAUCUCAAGAAGGACGGCAGCAUGGCGGUCGGCCAGGUCAGCUUCAAGGAUCAGAAGAAGGUGAAGCGCAUUUUGAUCGCGCAGCGCGAAAAUGCUAUCGUCAACCGUCUGAACAAGACCAAGGUUGAGAAGCACCCGGACCUGCGAGAGGAGAAGGAGCAGCAUCUCAAAGAGCUGCGCAAGAAGGAUCAGGCGGCGGUGCUGGCGCGGAAGAAGGAGGAGGAUCGCCUGAAGAAGGAGCGGGCCGAGAAGAAGUGGCAGAAGGAUCAUGCCUACGAUGAGCUCUUUGCUGAGGAGAACAUGAUGAACUCGAGCAAUCAGGAUCGGGAUGAGACCUGGGAGGAUGAUUUCAUGUAAAUUUGCUUGAGAACAAAAGAAACAAACCUACUGAAGUUUUCCAAGCUACAUAAGACCUGAAAAUCCUUUGAUGCCCGAAAGCCAUCGUCAGAACCUUCCCAACCUUGAUUCCUAUCUGGUAUGCUGCCGCCUUUAAAGCAGCAGACUAAGAACUAAACCCGGUUUGACCCAUCACUAGAGGUAGCUCCUUUAUCCACUCUCGAACCUCUUUCUACCCGUCACUCAUUCCUCACUCCCCUCAAAAGGUCCU
This is a messenger RNA of Neurospora crassa OR74A, 1024 nucleotides long. Its product is annotated as coiled-coil domain-containing protein 25. The coding region runs from base 157 to 774 and encodes 205 amino acids. The record is from RefSeq and is a predicted model, not a curated record. Lineage: Eukaryota; Fungi; Ascomycota; Sordariomycetes; Sordariales; Sordariaceae. The transcript is spliced from 4 exons.